This is a messenger RNA of Cherax quadricarinatus, 1604 nucleotides long. The record is from RefSeq and is a predicted model, not a curated record. NCBI's taxonomy places the organism in Eukaryota, Metazoa, Arthropoda, Malacostraca, Decapoda, Parastacidae.
CUCCUGAAGAAUUCCCCCCGGAAGUCUCUCCUCCUGAGGGUCCCCCCACCUCCUGAAGAAGUCCCCCCGGAAGUGACUCCUCCUGAAAAAGUGCCCCCGGAAGUCACUCCUCCUGAAGAAGUCCCCCGGGAAGUCACUCCCCCUGAGAGCUUUCCUCCUGAAGAAGUCACCCAGGAAGUCACUCAUCCUGAAGAAGUCCCCCCGGAAGUCUCUCCUGCUGAGGGAUCCCCACCUCGUAAAGAAGGCCCCCCGAAAGUCACUCCUCCUGAAGAAGUCCCCCUGGAAGUCUCUCCUCCUGAGGGUCCCCCACUUCGUGAAGAAGUCCCCUCGGAAGUCACUCCUGAAGAAGUGUCCCCGGAAUUUACCCCUCCUGAAGAAGUCCCCCCGGAAAUCUCUCCUCCUGAGAGUCCCCCACCUCGUGGAGAAGCCCUCCCGGAAUUGACUCCUCCUGAAGAAUUCCCCCCGGAAGUCUCUCCUCCUGAGGGUCCCCCACCUCGUGAAGAAGUCCCCCGGGAAGUCACUCCCCCUGCGAGCUUUCCUCCUGAAGAAGUCACCCAGGAAGUCACUCCUCCUGAAGAAGUCCCCCCGGAAGUCUCUCCUCCUGAGGGUCCCCCACCUCAUGAAGAAGUCCCCCGGGAAGUCACUCCCCCUGCGAGCUUUCCUCCUGAAGAAGUCCCCCCGGAAGCCACUCCUCCUAAAGAAGUCUCCCCGGAAGUCACUCCUCCCUGAAGAAGUCCUCCAGGAACACACUCCUCCUGAGAGUUUUCCUCCUGAAGAAGUCCCCCGGGAAGUCACUCCCCCUGAGAGUUUUCCUCCUGAAGAAGUCCCCCCGGAAGCCACUCCUCCUAAAGAAGUCUCCCCGGAAGUCACUCCUCCUGAAGAAGUCCUCCAGGAACACACUCCUCCUGAGAGUUUUCCUCCUGAAGAAGUCCCCCGGGAAGUCACUCCCCCUGAGAGUUUUCCUCCUGAAGAAGUCCCCCUGGAAUUCACUCCUCCUGAGAGUUUCUCACCUCCUGAAGCAGUCAUUCCUCCCGUGCCCGUCCCCACCCCGGUUAUAUACAGACCUGCAUUCGGUGUUCCAGAGGGCUUACCCCUCCCUGUACAAGACACGCCAGAAGUAGCUGCUGCGAAAGUCGCAUUCCAUGCGGCUUUUGAUGCUGCCGCAGCUCGCGCUAAGGCUGCUCCAGAUUACGAUCUGGACGGCAAAAUUUCCGCCUACACCGGUUUUCUCUCCGACCUCGACGGUAAACUCUCGCCCUUCUACACAGACACUCUUCCAUACGGCGCCUACGGUCUCCAUGCCCCCGUGGUUGCCGCAAGUUCCGUUCCUGGAGCUCCUCUAGCCCUCUUUCCAAGUUUGUACAGCUUCCCUGGUGCUUACGGCUUACCGGGUGCUUUCAGAUAUCAUGAACAUCCUUUAGUCCAGUCGGCCCAUCUCAAAGACUAGAUCUUGCCAGCUUCUCUGUCCUGUCUGAGACUGGUACGUGUACAUUACCUGUAAAUAUGACCAUAAGUAAAAUCCCCACAGCUCUUUACUCUGUCUUGCAACUGAGUUUAUAUAAUAAAUAUACCUUUUAAUAAUAAAUAUUUCGAAUACAGUCAAU